This is a messenger RNA of Mixia osmundae IAM 14324, 1209 nucleotides long. RefSeq names its product glycoside hydrolase family 26 protein. Bases 1 to 1209 code for a protein of 402 amino acids. The transcript has 3 exons. Gene Ontology annotation, biological process: substituted mannan metabolic process. NCBI's taxonomy places the organism in Eukaryota, Fungi, Basidiomycota, Mixiomycetes, Mixiales, Mixiaceae. The record is from RefSeq and is a predicted model, not a curated record. Gene Ontology annotation, molecular function: mannan endo-1,4-beta-mannosidase activity.
AUGCGUACCUCUGCUCUCAUCGCCUUGUCGGCUUUGCUCUAUGCCUCUAGCUAUGUUGCUGCUUCAGCUUGCGGCGGCAGCGGGAAAUCGGUCAAGUCCUCUCAUCGAAGGCAUCACCACCAUCACAAGCAUUCUCAUUCGAAGAAGAAGUCCUCCAAAGGCAAACAAGUCACCUUUGGCGCAUCCGACUCGAAGAAAGUGAAGAGCAAGAAGCCAAAAGAGUCUACUUCCUCGCCAACGAGCGCAACUGCCAGUGCUAGCGCGAGCGCGAGUGCUGCGAGUAGCAGCGCGUCUAUGGGCUCAACCUCGUCCAAUACGACUACAACCUCGUCUAACGCGACGACAUCGAGCACGAGCACCGGUUUGGCUUUCAACACUUCCUUCUUGAAGAAGAAUGGUGUCUACUUUGGCUACUUGCCAGAUGAUGGCUCCGGUGGCGGUACUGCCGAGACGAUGGCUCAGCUCAACGGCGUCAUGCCCAUCAAGGCUGCGACUUAUGGAUACUAUGCUCAAGCACAGUCUGGCACUGCAUUCGACGGACAACAGCUGCUAUGGCGUCUCGACGAUAUCAAGGCUUCAGGCGCGGUCUUUGAGCCUGCAGUGAUGCCCACUGGCGGCUGGCAAGGCUUGACGGCUUCAGACAACUCGCAAGCUGUCAAUAUCGCAAACGUCAUGAAGAAAUUCACCGACGAGGGCAUCGCGGUCCACAUGCGAUUUGCACACGAAGUCAACUACUACCAGACUGACGGCACCUAUCAAGGCACUUCUUCAGACUUCAAGGCAGGCUGGCAAGCAGUGUGCACUGCCAUGCGCCAGAUUGCGCCCGAAGUCAAGCUCUUCUUUACACCCAAUGUUGCCAAUCUGGACCAAUACGACGAAUAUUACCCAGAUGACAAGAGCUGUGUCGAUCUGAUCGGGAUCGAUUACUACCCCAAGGAUUCGUCAGCUUCCUUCGUCGACACGAUGAAGCCUUUCCACGACAAGUACACGACUAGCUCAGGUCCCUACUUUGCAAUCGGCGAGACUGGUCUCGGUUAUGCCGGAACGAUGCAACAACGCAUGGCUUGGGCAGAAGAGAUCACUUCUGCCGCGACAAAGGCUGCCAUGCCCAACUUUGUUUCUGCGAGCUGGUUCAAUUAUCAAAAAGGUCAGCAUGCAUGCAGCCCAAUCGAUGACACUGCUGACUCGCAGCUUAGGGUACGACUUUAA